GCUAUUACAACCAAAGAAGCAAGUCUCGAAAAUAAAAUCCCUCUUUUCAGGAAAUCUUUUAAUUAGAUAACCUGCAAUGCUGACAGUUGCAUAAUAAAAUAGAUACGUUAGUCAUUACUUAUAAAAUUUUCAUAUUUUAAGUGUACAUUGUUAUAAUAAAUAAUUGUAUCAAUAUUUCGGAAUAAUUGAAUUAAAUAUGUGUUAGUGAUGGUUUUGAAUUUGACAUAAAUGCAAUUUCGAACUUUACUUUGUUUAAACUGAGUUCUCAUCAUGAAUUAUAACUUAAUAAAUUAUUAGACAGUGUUCAAAUUCCAGAUAGUAAUGACAACGUAAUAUUUCUGAUGAUAAAAAUAUUUUGAAUUUUCUAUCAUAUUUUCGAGAGGUAGCGAUAAUAUAACUAAUACAAAUAUGUGUCAACGAUUGAAUGUGCGAAAAGAAGUACUUCGUUUGUUUCUUUACGCUCUUGUUUGCAACCUAGCUUUAAUUAAUGGAGGAGCCAGUGUUGGAUAUUCCUCCAUAGUACUUCCAAUAUUAACGAGUAAUUUAUCCUCGAUAACUUUAAAUGCAAUGGAGAUGCCAUUUUUCGUUUCUAUUAUACCUCUAACUUCAGCCAUCGGUUGCAUAUUAUGCCUUAUUAUGCUGAACUAUGGAAGACGAUUUACCAUGAUAGUAUGUAGUGUAAACUUUUCUUUGGGAUGGAUCUUGAUUGCAAGUAGUUAUAAUGUGCUACAGCUCUUCAUUGGUAGAGCGCUAACAGGAAUUGCUCUCGGUCUUUGCUCACCUGUCAAUGAAAUUUAUUUAGCAGAAAUCUCUAUAUCUUCAUGGAGAGAAGUUCUUACGCUUACCCCAGGUACAGCGGCUUCCAUCGGAGUUCUAAUCGUUUAUUUUUUAGGAUUUGUUGCAAAGGACAAUUGGAGGCUAAUAGCAGCGUUUUUUGUCAUACCGUCGGCAACUCUUUUUUUGUGCAAUAUAUUGUUUAUUUGUGAGAGUCCUAUGUGGUUACUCUUGAAAGGUCGAAAGGAGGAAGCUAGAAUCGCUCUUCUUCAAAUCCGAGGCUUACAUCAAGAGACGGUAGAGUUCCAGGAAGAGUUUGCCAGUAUGAUAAAUUACAUCCAGCUGACAAGCAAUGCCAAAACAUCUCAAAAUUGUCGAACAGACCCUUCCUCGAGUAAAGAGAUUGGACUAAGAUCAUUUUUUACUUGGAAUGUGUGGAACAAACUGAAGAGUAUCCGGAGAACAAUCCUUUUACCAGAAGUGUGGAAACCAUUUGUGAUUUUGAAUUUAUAUUUUAUUUUUCAGAAGUUUAGUGGGAUAUAUGUGAUUGCAGCUUAUAGUGUCGAUAUGAUUACCAGAAUUAGUAUUACAAUAGAUCCCUUCUUGAUCACCGUUAUAAUAGGAAGUAUCUAUUUUGUAACCAUGGUGAUUACCGCAAGCUGCAGUAAAAAGAUUGGUCGUCGAUUAAUUUCAAUUAUCUCCGGUGUUGGCAUAUCAAUCUCUUUGGGCGGUUUAGCAGUGUAUCUGCAAUUUUUUGAAGACACUGGCGUUGUGGUUAUACCCUUCAUUUGCAUCCUUCUUUAUGUGGCAUUUGGAGCAUUUGGAUUUUUUUCAAUUCCUUGGUCGAUGAUUCCGGAACUAUAUCCCACCAAGUACAUAAACGUUCUUGGGAUACUCACCACCAUCUUGGCUCUUUCGUAUGACUAUGUUGCUAUACAAUUGUAUCCAUUAAUGGUAACGACUAACAGAAAUGCCACCAUUUACUUUUACUGCAUAACAGCUAUCAUAGCUACUGUUUUUCUAACGGUUGCGUUACCGGAGACACGAGGGAAGACAAAAGCACAGGUUGAAGAAGCUUUUAGAGGCAAGUCGCAGAUACGAAACCUUUAAAAAAAUUGAAAAUUUAUAUUAAAAUGCCAUGAAUAAAAUAAUAAAUAGUAAAACGUUAAUGAAGUAAUUUGUGCAAUUUAAUACAAACUAAUGCGAGAGUUCGUAAAUGAUGUAAACGCGUUAGUUGGAAAAUAAAUAUUUCUUUAAAAAAUAAA
Molecule: messenger RNA, 2039 nt
Organism: Wasmannia auropunctata (little fire ant)
Lineage: Eukaryota; Metazoa; Arthropoda; Insecta; Hymenoptera; Formicidae
Product: sugar transporter ERD6-like 18
Exons: 7
Coding region: 409-1884 (491 amino acids)
Biological process (GO): transmembrane transport
Cellular component (GO): membrane
Molecular function (GO): transmembrane transporter activity
Source: RefSeq, a predicted model, not a curated record